AUGGCAUGUGCUUAUAAAGCUGAUUCAAUAGUUUGGAAAUUAACUACGAGAUUUAUUGAUGGACCUAGUGGGAAUCCAUUUUUAAGUGAGAAGUGGUUGUGGGAAGGGGUUAUUGAUCUGUUAAAGGGUGAAGAAGAUUAUGAAAAAGAAUUUUGUAAAGUUGAAGAAAUUACUGAGUUGAAGAAAGAAAAAAAAGAUAAAAAUUUUCUUGAAGGAUGGGAAGUUGUUUAUGAAAGAAAAGAAAGUUGUGAUGAACUUGAACAACAAGUUUCCUCGUGUAAUCAAAAUGAACACCAUUUCAAAAUCGUGUGUAAACGUACACCUUUAAAUAAUUUACCAUUUCAUUACAAAUCACCUCUUUUGACCGUCCGCUCUUUAUUUACAAAACGAUCGCCUAUAUUCUUGGACAUUGGAAGUGAAAGGUAUAAUCAAUGUCAGCAAGAAAAAUUAUGUGAUUCAAAUAUUGCGGAAUGUUGUUCGCAACAACAGCAACAACAUAUUUGUAAUGGAAACGAAAAUUCACUUAAAAAAGUUGGAAAACGUAGUUUAAGCCAAAGGACUAUGAAUAUCGGUAAUCAAAGUCAAAUGAAGAUAUUAAAAGGUAGAAGUCAUAAGGGUAACUAUAACGGAUUGUAUAAGAAAGAUGGAAAUUACCGCCGCGAAAUUCCUCGUACUCCAAGGUUUACAC
Messenger RNA from Racocetra fulgida, 688 nucleotides. Lineage: Eukaryota; Fungi; Glomeromycota; Glomeromycetes; Diversisporales; Gigasporaceae. The record is from the annotation of a GenBank genome assembly.